Molecule: messenger RNA, 1728 nt
Organism: Neurospora tetrasperma FGSC 2508
Lineage: Eukaryota; Fungi; Ascomycota; Sordariomycetes; Sordariales; Sordariaceae
Exons: 2
Coding region: 1-1728 (575 amino acids)
Source: RefSeq, a predicted model, not a curated record
AUGAGCGGCAAGGAGAACGCAACGACGUCCAAGGACCAGCCCAAUGAACAGGGUUACGUUCCCCACAAACCCUUCACUCCGGAAUUCGUCAAGAUCAAUGACGAGGAGGACGAAGCUUGGCGCAAAACAAAGCACAAACUCGAGGAAGUCCACCAGCAAGCCAUGAAGGUGUUUGUCACCUUUACAGAAGAAUUGAUCACGUACGGCAAGAAGUGGGAAGAGACGCUCAAAACCCUACAAGCGUACAAGAAGCGCUACAAAGACCUGCAGGACGACUUCACAACCCUUCUCAACUCGCCCAUGAAAUCAAUGGUGCUGCUCGACAAACAGCAAUUCUGGCAGAUCCCGUUGAUGGUGGACCACGACGCAAGCAACUCGUUGGAUGGGUGGUCGAUCAGAGUAACCCCGAUGAGAACUCACCCAUGGUACGACGCGAACUUCAAGGACAGAAUCCAGCUCGACAGCGCUGAGAAUGCCGAUUUUCUCCCAAGAAACUCCUCGCCGGAGCCCGACCCAUUUCGGGUUCCUCGAACAAGAGAGAACCCAUGGGGCAAUCCGUGGUUUGAGGUUCAUCACCUCCAUCCCAGCACCCUUGUUCCCGAUUAUGCCGCCAAAGUUGCCGCCGCUCGCGCCGCACUCCGCGCUAAGGAUCCGAAAAACAUUGCCUAUUGGGAAGUCGACGAGGAGCCCACCGUCAAGGCAACCGCUUCCUCCAGCAGCACACGUCCGAACGUGCCAUCAGCUUCCCCGGCAGCCACAACCUCAAACACGCAACAGCCCACCGAGCCCACCUCUACUACGGCUCCCGCUCAAACCGCGCGCUCCCUUCGUGCCCAAACCAGAGCUGGACACCGCGAUCCUAGCCCCGCUACCGACGGCACCAACCCUACAACACGCGCUCGUUCUCGCUCUUCUUCCCCCGAACCAUUCAAUCGUUCCCGCAAGCGACUCGCAGCCAAAGAGAAGGGCAAAGGAAAGGCUGCGGACGUUGUCGAGAACAACACCGCCGCCCGCGCCGCUACCUCCCCGUCAACCACCACCGCCGCAACGAAAGCCAGCGCAUCUGCCUCCGGCUCCAGAGCCUUGUCUCCCAAGAAAGACAAAGGAAAAGGCAAAGCCGAAACCGCCUCACCCGGUCCAUCCACCUUUUCCUCCUCUGCCGUCGCAGCCACUGCCCCCGUCAACAACAACAACAACAGGACAAACAAAAUCACCAAGUCCUCAAGCUCCAAGCCCGCCGCCGCCGCUCAGCGUGCCACAAUCAAGCGCUCCCAAGUCAAAAAGGGCAAAUACUGGGCUUUCAAGGCGAAACAACAUCUUCUCGCUGCUGCUGGUUUCGGUACCUCCACAUCUGGCAAGAAGAACGACGACGACGAUGACCACGACAGCGACGACACUGGCCGUGAUGCUGACGAGGGGAGGCACAACGACAACAGCAACAAGUUCUUUAUCCUCACUUGCCCUGCCCCUGAGCUGCUCGGAGUCUGUCUGGGCGAUACUCCAAACUUUGACAGGCAUCCGUUCAAGAGAAACAGAGCGGUGGAGCACUUUGUGGAGUGUGGUGUUGAGGUAGAGGGAGAGGAAGAGAUAUUUGCGAGGUUUGCUAUGGAAGUUGUCCAAGAUACUGCCCGCUGGCCUGUCAACGAUGAAUGGGCAAGGAAACAUAACCAGGGGCUGAUUGGGAAGAGGGACAGAGAUGGGGAUGUGGCUAUGGAGGAUUUGAAGUGA